UCUCUGAAAAAAACUAAUCUCUCAACUGGAAGCUCUCAACUUACUUUUUAAUACUUACUUAAUAUUGUUUCCAGUAUUUACUUUUGACUUUUGAGUUUUGGUUGUAGUCAACCAGCAAAUCGUUAUGUAUGAAUCCAACAACUUUUUUCUAAACUCUUUUAAAACUUAAUUCAAACGUACAUUUCAGUUAAUAUUAACUAAUGCGUACUAAAAUGAAUUAUUCAUCAAUUUUAAACCUGAUCGUCUUGCAGUACAUUUAGUUUAAUUACUAAUGGUUUUGUAACCUACCAAUUAGUAGCCAGUUCAUCUUCGUAGUAGUUUUUUUUUAUAUCAACAUAAUCUAGUCGAAGUAGGUCGAUAUGGCUAUUCAACAGAAGUAUAGACGAGAAGAAGUUAGUGAAGUUAGUUGUUGUCUUAAGUACAUCAUAUUCAGUUUUAAUGUGUUAUUUUGGAUGUUUGGUUUAUCUGUGAUGGCAGUGGGCGUUUGGGCAUGGACAGAAAAAAAUGCAUUUAAUAAUCUCAGUAAACUCACACAUUUAGCACUUGAUCCAGCUUUUGCUUUAAUUUUAAUUGGUGGAAUAACUUUUAUAAUAGGUUUCACGGGUUGCAUUGGAGCUUUACGUGAAAACACAUGUUUACUUGGGAGUUAUGCGGUUCUCUUAGCUGUUAUUUUGAUACUUGAGUUAACUGCUGGAGUUUUAACAUUUGUUUUUAAAGAUUCUAUUAAAUCACAAGCCACUGAAGGACUUCAAACAUUCAUCGUUCAUUAUAGGGAAGACCCUGAUCAGCAAAAUCUUAUUGACUGGAUACAGGAAGACUGGUUACAAUGUUGUGGAAUCAAAGGUCCUGAAGAUUGGGAUUUUAACAAUUAUUUUAACUGCUCUUCACAAAAGGUGGGCAGCCGAGAAGCAUGUGGAGUACCUUUUUCUUGUUGCAAACGUAAACUUAAUGAAAUAGUAGAAAACAAACAGUGUGGAUAUGACGUGAGGAAAGUAGGAUUUUAUGCUGAAAAAUGGACAAGCUUAAAUUUACCAACGCAAACAGGUGAAAGAAAUAUAUAUGAAAGAGGUUGCAUGCGGGCUGCUGAGGAAUGGGUUGAGGAUAAUUUUAUUGGAGUCUUAACAACAGUUAUGACUGUCACCAUAUUACAGACCGACGAUGUCGGAAAACGGGUGGACCUCAUCAUUAAUGAAAAAGGAUGUUUGCAAUCUGGAGAAGAAUGGCUAGAAAGAAACAUGCUUUUUAUAGCUACUGUGUGUCUUAUAUCAGCUUUUUGUAAGAUUUUAGGCAUAUGCUUUGCUCAAAAUCUUCGUGCUGACAUAUUUGCGCAAAAAGGCAAGUGGCACUAGAUGGAAUGAACAAACAAGAUUAUAAAUAUAUACAUUUUUUUAAGAGGUUUUUAGCCUAAUCAAUAUUUUUUCAUAACUAAAAUAGUGAUAAAAAGAUUGUAGUCCAACUAUUUAGUGAUUAAUUGAACAUGCUUCUAUGAUUUUUUUUGGUUCUCGAUAAAGUUUGAUUGGCAAUUUUCAUAACAAUGUAUCCUUAAUACCCUAUUAUACAUCACACACUCACACAUAACAAAAUUAGAUUAUAGACACCAUAUUAUAUUAUUAUUUUUUUUAAGAAAAAACUAACUAUACAUAAUUGUAUAAAUAUGUGUGAAUUCUCUCGUAAAUUACAUUUUGUGUUUACGACUGAAGUCAAAUUUCCUAUAAUUUGAACGCACAGUUAUGGUUUUGGUUUUUAUUUUUUUAAUUCUUGUUUAUUCUUCCUCAUUAAGAUAUUCUUUGCUAAACCAAAAUUACAACUCUUGUUAUUUCUGUAUUAUGUUUCAUUAUUUACCAAACUUAGAUCUCUCUUAGUAUAUUUUUUUGUUUUUUUGUUUUUUCCAUUAUAAUACAAUUUAAUUUUUAAUUUUGCUCAAAAUAUCUCGAAAGUAUUAUUUUAUAAAUGGGUAUGUAAAUUGUAUUAGAUUUGUGCCAAACAAAUUAUAGUAUUAAUAUGCAGUUUAUUUUCAACGUAUUUUUCUAAGUUAAGUUCCUACUAGUACUAUUUACAUAACCUAAAAUUAAAUUAUGCUUAAUUUCACAAUUAUACUAAUAAAGUAAUAAAUAAUAACUUUACAAUACACGUAUUACUAACUCAACUAACAAAUUUAAUCUAUACAACAUUCCAUAAUAUUAUAUGCAUUUUUUGUAAAAAUUCAAAAAUAUUAUUACAAUGAAUAAAUGAUCUGUAGUUUUUUAAUAAUAUUGUUUUAAUUUCAAUUACACACUUAGCAUUUAUAACUCUAUUCAUUGGCAGCGGUUUGUGUAGUUAGGUUAGUGACUGGGACACAAAGAUUUUUCCCCAUCAUAACUAUACUGAAAAUAUAAUAAUAUUCAUUUGUACCACAAAACAAUAUUGUUCUGUUAUAAUUACGGAUGACCAAGACCACGAGAACGAACCCCCGAAAUCCAGGAAUUGUUUGUUAAGUCUGCUAUUAUGUCCUAUCAGAUGUAAAUCGUAAAAGUUCAGUAUAAUUUUAUAAAGAAUUAUAAGUAACGAACAAGUUAUUCGUGUAAUGUGUCUUGACGAUUUCGAUCGUAACGAUUAUACCUUUGAGUUCGGUACAUGGUGCUUAAUUUUAACGUGCAA
This is a messenger RNA of Metopolophium dirhodum (rose-grain aphid), 2637 nucleotides long. RefSeq names its product tetraspanin-5 (gene Tsp26A). The coding region runs from base 360 to 1349 and encodes 329 amino acids. The transcript has 11 exons. Gene Ontology annotation, biological process: protein maturation; protein localization to plasma membrane. The record is from RefSeq and is a predicted model, not a curated record. Lineage: Eukaryota; Metazoa; Arthropoda; Insecta; Hemiptera; Aphididae. Gene Ontology annotation, cellular component: membrane.